AUGGAAAACGUCCUAGUCUCCCGCGGUAAUCAUCAUGACGCCCAUGACUGUCUGACGGGCAGUGAGAAGCCGCCGCCGCUAGAUCUCAGUCACCAUUUCUCUGAAGUGACGAAGCGACGUACUGCCAGCAAGAUCAAGCAAGCUUACAAGUUCUUCCAAAUCCCAGGCAUCUUGAAUGUCGCUGGCGGUCUUCCAAAUGUUUCUUUCUUCCCGUUUGAUACGCUUGAAGCGCAGGCGGCAAAGCCGGAACGAUGGACUCCAUCACCGAAUCAUCCCGGCGAAUCCGUGGCUGCCGCAGGCUCAUCAAAUCCUACGGCGGCUUCCCAUAUCGUCGUGCCCAAGAGUCUAGAUGAGAGAGACCCCCUGAAGAAGAUUGAUCUUGCUUCAGUUCUCCAGUACGGCCUUGCCCAGGGUUAUCCCCCGUUGUAUUCAUGGGUUCGCCAGCUCACCCGCGAGCACCUGCACCCAAACACCCCCUACCGUGACGGCCCCGAGGUGAUCCUGACCUGCGGCUCAACCGACGGCUUCUCCAAGACGCUGAACCUGUUGGUGGAUCAGUGGACCGAGGGCGUCAACGACGUCACUGAACGUCCCGGCUUACUCUGUGAAGAAUUCCUCUACACCAAUGUUCUUGCUCAGUCUAUGCCUCUGGGCACGCAAAUUGUCACAGUCAAAUCUGACGAGUCCGGUAUGGCCGCCGGCGGCCCCGGUGGAUUGGAAGAUGUGCUGGCAAACUGGGACCCUUCAAAGGGGAAGAGGCCGCACCUCAUGUACACCGUCACAUUGGGCCACAACCCCACCGGCAUCGUGCUGUCGGUCGAACGCAAAAAGGAAAUAUACGCUGUCUGCAGCAAAUACGAUGUGAUUAUUAUCGAAGACGAACCAUACUGGUAUCUCCAAUUCCCCUCGGCCGCGGUUGAAGAAGCCAAGUCCAGGGGCAAGCCAGUCCCAAGCCCGCCGGUUCAGUCACACCAUAAGCCUAACCGCUCCUCUGGCUACCCAUUCCUUGACAGCCUGACACCCUCCUUCAUCGACCUCGAUGUCGACGGCCGAGUCAUCCGUCUAGACACAUUUUCCAAGACGGUCGCGCCUGGCUGCCGCCUAGGCUGGAUUACCGCCCAGCCAACCUUCAUUGAACGAUUCGAGCGCAUCACCGAGGCAACGACGCAGCAACCCUCGGGCUUUGUACAGGGCCUCAUCUCAGAACUCGUGCUGGGACCCCAGCACCAGCCGGAAUCAUCAAGAUCUGCCUUUAGCCUUCUUCGCAGUUCGCGCGAGAAGGCAACUUUCACCGGCUGGAACAUGGAUGGCUGGGUCCGGUGGCUCGAGGGCCUCCGGGGAAUGUACGAACGCCGGAUGGUGCGCAUGUGCCGCAUCCUUGACUCGGGCGCCCGCCUCAUUUCCGUUAGCAGCAGCAGCAGCGGCAGCCGCCCCUCCUCCUCCUCCACCUCGACAGACGAACAAGACACCCCACUAACCGUCUCCCUCUCCCCAACCCCUCUCUACACCUUCUCGUGGCCGCGCGGGGGCAUGUUCAUCUGGCUGCGGAUGCACCUCGAGUCGCACCCGCUUUGGGGGACGCCCAGCCCGAAGCUCGGCGGCAAGCCGCUCGACGGCCUGCCGCUGUCGACAGCGCUCAUGGUGUUUUUGACCACCAAGCCGUUCCGCGUGCUGGCGGGCAACGGCGCCAUGUUCAGCGCCAACGACGAGGUCAGGCAGCGCAUGGGCUGGGCCUACUUCCGCGUCUGCUUCGCCGCCGAGACCGAAGAUAACGUCGACGUCGCGGCGUCGCGGUUUGUGGAUGGCGUGCAUGCUUAUUGGAGGGUGCGGGACGUGGCUGUCAUUGAGAAGCUUUUGGAGAGUCUGGAAGAUCCGGGGAAAAGUGGGCUCGAGGAGGGGGAGGAGGAGGUUCAAAGGGAGGAUGCGGAGGAGCAUGGCUUGUUCAGGUUGGCGUCGUAUAUGGGUUGCUAA
Canariomyces notabilis is the source of this 1971-nucleotide messenger RNA. Its product is annotated as PLP-dependent transferase. NCBI's taxonomy places the organism in Eukaryota, Fungi, Ascomycota, Sordariomycetes, Sordariales, Chaetomiaceae. Gene Ontology annotation, molecular function: transaminase activity; pyridoxal phosphate binding. The record is from RefSeq and is a predicted model, not a curated record. The transcript has 4 exons. Gene Ontology annotation, biological process: biosynthetic process. The coding region runs from base 1 to 1971 and encodes 656 amino acids.